GAGUGGAUCACCGAGCGCGAACGGCUCUAUCUCGGCGGCGGCGCCUGCACCCGAGGGGCUUCCGGGGAGGGACUUCCGGCGCCCGGGGCUGGCGAGCGCGGGCGCUACCCCCGGCUCGGCCUCGGUCUCCAUGGCCUCCCUCCUCGCCAAGGACGCCUACCUGCAGGGGCUGGCCCGGAGGAUCUGCGCCCGGGAGCCUCGGGAGCGCCGGCGGGCCGCCAAAGCCCGGGUCUCAGGAGCUGCGGGGGCCCCUACUAAGAAAAGGAAGAAAGCGCAGAAAUCCUGGCAGCGGAGGGACAGGGCGGCGAGGCCCCAGGCACCGUCCCCGGGGCAGGAGGCUUCGGCCAUUUCAGGGGCGCGGACAGCGGCAGCAGCCCAGCGAGAUGCGUCCCCGUCCGCAGGAGCCGCUGCCGGCGGCACAGCCUCAGAACCCCAGUCUCUCUUUGCCCUGGAUGUCCUUCGACAGCGGCUGCACGAGAAGAUCCAGCAGGCCCGGGGCCAGGACCAGAAGGAGCUGUCAGCCGCAGCUCUGGAGAAGAGACGCCGGAGGAAGCAGGAGAGGGAGCGGAAGAAGAGGAAGCAGAAGGAACUGAGAGCGAGGGAGAAGGAGAAGGCAGCGGGGCCACAGGCGCCCUUGGAGGCCAGCACACCGCCUGCAGCCCCCGACACUCCUGGCCAGGAGGCCCAGGGUGGCUCGGGUCUGCUCUUCAAUAAGGUGGAGGUGGGCAGUGACGAGCCGCCCAGCAAGGCCCAGCGGCGCAAGGAGAAGCGGGCGCAGCUGAAAGGGAAGCUGACACCGCUCACCGGGCGCAACUACCGGCAGCUGCUGGAGCGGCUGCAGGCGCGGCGCGAGCGUGUGGAGGAGCUGCGGGAGCAGGACGCGGGGCGCGCGCAGGAGCUGCAGGCCCGCAUGCAGUGGACCAACCUACUCUACAAGGCCGAGGGCGUCAAGAUCCGCGACGAUGAGCAGCGGCUGCAGGAGGCGCUGAAGCGCAAGCGGCAGAGGCGGGCGCAGCGGGAGCGCAAGUGGCAGAGCCGCACAGCCCGCGUGGUGCAGGGCAUGCAGCAGCGCCAGGAGCGGCGGCGCCAGAGCCUGCGCCGCAUGAAGGAGGCCCGCGCUGCGCGGCGCCUGGACAAGGCCCGCAAGAAGGGCCGCAUCCUGCCGCAGGACCUGGAGCGCGCGGGCCUGGCCUGAGGCGGGCCCGGGCACGGUGUCACCAUCCACAGUGGCCAGACCGACUUGCUCACAUGCACCCCUCAGGGAUCAGGGGGCGCCCCCCUCCCAGUCACCUGGUAAACUGAAGGGUGGCUCGCAGCUGAGGGGGAGGGUGGGCGAGAUCGAGUUUGAGUAGGGGAGCGCACUGCUGGGUUGCAGCCCACUCCAGGGGUCCCAGAGCUGUGGUACAGGGUUUGUGGCUUCGUGUCUAACAAGCUUGAAACUGUUUUCCGGGUUUGAUUGCAGGAAAUGCCCCCGUGGGGUUUCAGGGCAAGAGCUGGGGUCUCCUCUGUGGUCCUCUGAGCCCUCGAGAGUGACCCCAGAGUGAAGAGCAAGCUUUGAGCACCACCACUCGGGCCAGGGACUCUGCCAGGCUCCUCUUGGGCUGCUGAGCACGGCAGGCCUUUGCUGCAGUGUUGUGGAGACUGGUGGCCUGGCUCCCGCGGCCUCCACCCACUCACCCAGUUUGCUCUCCACAGCUGGUCAGGCUUUACAGCUUGGCUUUGAAACGGAGGGACAGUCCACAGCCCUGCACCAUGUGUGAGUAGCUGAGCCCUGGUCGGAGCUCUGGGCCGUUGUGACACUGGGCAGGCAGGGAGGCAGGAAGUGGGUUCAGGCCAGGGAAAGGUGCGACCUGCCAAGAGGCAGCCCCUAAGUCCCUCUGGGCAUUGCCCCAAAUCCAAACUGUUCCUGAUUCUCCAGCUUUAGAAAUUAAGUAUUUAGAGUGUUGGACAGAUCAGUCUAUCUUGGAGGUAGUGAACAUUGGAGUUCUUAUGAAACAGUGCAGGAGGGGAACGACCCCUGCUGCACGGGGCCCCGAGGCUAGUCUGAAUCUGAACCCUGGGGUCCCUGCAGAGUGCACUCCCCCCACCCCCCCCCCCCGGCCUGUUCACAGACCAGUGGCAGGGGGUGCAGGUCUGAGAUCCUACUCCCUGAAGUGACUACAACCAGUACCCCUGUGCCUCACCUGGAGGCCAGUGCUCCUCUCCUGAGCUGGCCCAGAAGGCAUCCUGGGCACUGCAGCCAGGGAGGUGGCCCCUGUGACUGAGGGCAGCAGUUCCCGUCCACCCUGAUACUGCACUGGCCGGGUACCUGGCUCCAUGAGUCCCCAAGGGGGUGGCCUUGUAAGGAAGACAAAGGGACAGAGAGAUGACUCGGCGGUAGGGCAGAGUUCCCUUGCACACCAUCCAGGUUUGAUCCCCGGCACACUGUAUGGUCCCCUGAGCUCAGACGGGUAAAUCCAGAGCACCUGUGUCUUAACAGGAGGUGACAGGAGAAGCAAAAUGACAAAAGCAUAGCCAAACCUCUCCUGAAGGAGAGCUGGGCCAGGGUGGGGAAGCCAGUCCGCAGUGGGACCUAGAGGGGCGGAGCUGACCUGGCUUACUCUCCCGAGCCCUCCAGGAGUGAUCCCUGAGCACCACAGGAUGGCACCCCCAAACCAGACCUCGUGGUGGAAAGAUGAGACCAUAGGCCCAAUCUGGGAAGACGACAGAGGCUGGGAUGGAAGAACCUUCCAGAGAUCAGUUUCUGCAGCCACACCUAGGUGGGGUAGAUGAGGGACUGGGCUUAGCACUAGAGAGCUUGUCUGGCAUGUGAGUUCUUGAGUGGGUCAGACCCCCUCCACCAGAAGAGAGGGUGUGUUUGGGCUGGAGAGACAGCUCUAAGGUUUGAGGAUAGGCCCAGCAUGCAAGAGCCCAGGUUUGUCCCUGAUACCACCCUGAGUACUGGCAAGAAUGCCCCAGAUGUCAGGAAGAAGGUAGCGAGUGGUAGAAGGGUCCCAUUUAGAUCCUGGUCCUGGGCGGAAAUGGUCAUGAUUCCCUUCUGCUUGGGAAAGCGAUGCAAAGGAGAGACCGUCCUUCAGGCAGAUGUCAGGCCUCCCCUGGGAACAUGCCUUCCCAGAGCACCUGCGUGCCAACUGAAGGGAGCAAGGGCUGAGCAGGGUCAACAACCCCCCUCCCCAGGUCUCCCACCCCAGCAUCCCAGGGCUGCCUGACCUCAGAAGGGAGUGUGGACAAAAAAUUCCAGGGAGUUUCUUCAUCUUGCAAGAACCUUUUUUGAAAACAAGUGAUGUAGGAACAAUCUGGAAGCUUUAGGGGAGGAUGAGCCGGCCUGUGGAGCCUAUGGGAGACUCAACUGCUCACUGCUGGGAAAUGUGCUUCCUGGUUCCAUCAGAGCUUCCAAUGCACCAAAAUGCUGCAUGAGGCAAUGUCAGCCACACGCUUCUCCAAGCUGGAACACAAACUGCCUCUCUGAGAUCUGCUGACCCGGAAGGUGACAGGAGACACGUGCUGUUGGCGGGGAGGGAGGGAAAUGCCGCAAGGGAAGCCAUAACAGGAUUGUAAAAUGCAUGACUUAAAUUACAAAAUGUCUUAUUUUGGUUUUGGGGUCAGGGCUCUCUUGACUGCUCAGAGGUCGCCCCCUGGCAGGACUCAAAUGAUUAGGUUCUAGGGAAGGGACCCAGGUCAGCAGUGUGCCGUGCAACUGGUCAGACCUUCGUAAAAAAUAUAGGU
Sorex fumeus (smoky shrew) is the source of this 3726-nucleotide messenger RNA. It is a transcript of the gene SURF6, whose product is annotated as surfeit 6. Gene Ontology annotation, biological process: ribosomal large subunit biogenesis; ribosomal small subunit biogenesis. Gene Ontology annotation, molecular function: DNA binding; RNA binding. The transcript is spliced from 5 exons. Bases 131 to 1195 code for a protein of 354 amino acids. Gene Ontology annotation, cellular component: nucleolus. NCBI's taxonomy places the organism in Eukaryota, Metazoa, Chordata, Mammalia, Eulipotyphla, Soricidae. The record is from RefSeq and is a predicted model, not a curated record.